Molecule: messenger RNA, 4283 nt
Organism: Homarus americanus (American lobster)
Lineage: Eukaryota; Metazoa; Arthropoda; Malacostraca; Decapoda; Nephropidae
Product: glucocorticoid-induced transcript 1 protein-like
Exons: 8
Coding region: 151-1620 (489 amino acids)
Source: RefSeq, a predicted model, not a curated record
UGAAAGUGUUGUGUUUACUUCUUGAGUGAUCGAGACGUCGUUUGUUGUUGAUCGCGAUAACAGCCCUGAAAUCGCCUCUAAAGGGAUUAACUGGGGGUUAUUACGGUGAUUAAAGUCCUUGACAGGGCAGUAAGGCAUCAGUGAGGGACAAUGUCGGGCGGUGAACGCGAGGGCAGGAGCAGCAGCCGCCGCCCCAGCCCCCUCAGAGCCACCGUGCCCGUACAGGCUAUGCACCGAACCAGCCCACUGAGAUUAAGAAAUAGGAUUUCUCCAGAUACUGAAAUUACUCCUGGUCUUGACUUGAGCACAGCAACCACAAACAAAGGUCGAGUGAGAACUGGUCGAGGUGGUGAGGGGAGCGCGCUGAUGCGACGCACGGCUUCGCUGGACACCAUCUACCUCAAGGGACAGUGGCCUAAGGACGACCAACCCUUCACAAACUUGCUGAAUGUAGACAAGGCUUCACAGACCCCAGAAGAGUGGGCCUCAAGCUGUUAUGGGGGGGUGAGCCUUGGUUGGUCGGUGUACGAAGAAUCCAAUAACAGCGGCAGCAAUAGUAGCAGUAACAACAGCAGCAGACGCCCCUCAGUGUCUGUGGUGUCAUCCCCGUGGUUGACUAGUGGGCACCAGACUCCUACUGCGGCAUCGGGAGAACAAAUAGACAAAUUUAUUCGACAUCGGCUGCAACGAACCAACAAAGAAGGUACAGCAGGGGGUGGGCUGCGCUACAGUCCCGUACAUGCUGAUCACUCCGUCCUUGCACCAACUCCCAUACACCCAAGACACCAUCCCCUCCAACAUACAAAUGGUGGGUCCCGUGCCAUCCCCAUACCACAGUUGCCAAAGCCACUGCUUCCUCCUCGGCUGCGCAGCUCCGUGGAGGGUCUUAACCAAGAAAUUGAACGCCUCGUCUUACGCCCGUCCCACAUACCUGGGGAUGACGUAGAUGAUGGGUGGGGUGAAGUUGCACGUGACGGUCGAAGAGCACCAAUUGCCGACUACCUGCGGUUUACGAGAAGUAUCGACACUCAGACUCCGGCUCGAGGGUCAACAGUCUCUGCAACCAGUUCCAACCACACAUCACCCUCCCUCUCCCCACCGACCUCUCCGCCACCUAGCCAGGAUGCUGCCAUGCCACCUUUGACUCCAAGCCCAACUAGUGCUCCGACACUGGCAACUUCCCCACACAUAAACAAGUUUUUGGCACGGGAGCCUCCCGACGGCUGCGAGAGAGUAGCCCUCAAGCAGCACGAAGACAGGUCAGGUGCAACUACGAGAGGUGCAUGGCCAGCCGUCAGACCUCCUGGUGCUUUCACUCUUAGACCCAGUCAGGGGUCAGCCUUCUGUCCGCCAGACAGGUUAGGAACGGAAGAGAUGUGUGGAGCCACAGCUCUCCCUGUGUGUCAGCAUCACACUGGUACCGUGAGUGAACCUUGUCCUGUGUGUGGAAGCAGUAGUAUUAGCGGAUGUCCUCCCGAUGUUGGUAGUCCAGAUCAAGAACUCCAACAACCGUCUUCAAGUCAGUCAGCAGCAACGUGUGAAGCUGGUGUGUCUACUAUGGUCCCUGGUCCUGCCAGCACAAGUAUAGGGACAUCCUCUGAAGUCACUGCUGAUCAAUAGCGAAGGCCAUGUUUUAGCACAUUUUACAAUUAUUUUUGUCAUCCUGCAGUUUAACAGUUAUCUUAAAAAGUGGUUCAGACAUUGUGGUUCUUAAUAGACAUUAUAGUGAUUCGUGAAUAUGCUUACUGAGUAUUAUUUGGUAUGUAUUAAUGUACACAGUGUAUUAACUUUCAACGUGAUUCAGCAUUUCCAAGGCAAUUUUGUACGUAUAUCCCAAUGUUGCAUAUUGUUCACCUAGAAGUGAAUAAGCUCCCUUACAUCUCAGGAUUUAAUGGAUAAGUAGCCACUAUAACGUAGACCUAAUUGACACAUUGUAGGGAACUGCUCAUGUACUUACUCUUCGUCCUCUUGGUGGGGGACCAGUCGACUACCCUCCUGCCAGGGAAGCAUUGACUCUUCUGCUAGUGAAACUGGUGUAAUCACUUAUGUUGCUGGAACUAGUGUAAUAACCUCCUACUACAGGAACUUUAGAAUGACUUGCUGGUGUGGAAAGUUAUUCACAUACCCUCCUGCUCUGAAAGUGUAAAAAAUGAUGUCAUUUUGGUGAAUUAUCUUAAGUAUUCUCCUUAUAUUGUAACAGGUAAAGUCUCUCUUCUGCUAAAGGAUUAAUGAAAUGAUCCUUUUUCUGGAAUAGAAAUAGCUGUCUGCAUACAAUCACCUGAAAUAAAUGGUUGUUGUCGUGAUAAAACUUUUGGCCAUCCACAACUGGCCCGGCUACUAUUAAAGGACAACAUGUCACCAGCAUAUUGGAGGACUGGUUUGACACCCAUUGAGGAUUGUCAUCUGUGAUAUCUGUUAAUAGACUGGUUAAAUUUGCUGGUUCACAAGACUUCUGUUGAUCUCUCGUAACAGUAUUCAUUUUUUUUCUUACUUGUUCAAACCAUUUUUCAAUUAAGGCAAGUGAUUAAUUCAUAGGCAAUAUGAAAAAUAUAAACUUAAUUUAAUUUGACAUAUUCUCAAUUGCAGUGUAGUUGCCAUUCUAUCUGUGGUACUUUUAGUGGUGCUAAAUUACUUGGAAGGAACCAAUUUAAUGAUGCCUCUGCUGGGAGGGAGUAGUGUGGUUAUGCUCCUGCUAGGAGGAAACUUGACCAUUCUUGUCCCUAAUUGAAAAGAACCAGUCUUAUGUUUCUGCUGGGAUAAAAUCAGUUACACCAUUCUUCUACUGGAAACAAAAGUGGAUCCUGCCCUGACUGAAAAAAGUCUUAUACCUCUUGUGGAAGGGAAUCAGUUUCCUCAUGUAUAUGGUGACAAGAAUCCAGUCUCAUCAUGCUCCUAGUACAAGGGAACCAGUUUCAUCAUGCACCUGGUAGGAGGGAUGUCUCGUCGUGCCCCUGCUGGGAGGGAACGAGUUUCAUCAUUCCUCUGCCAGGAGGGAACCAGUCUCAUCAUGCCCGUUGGGAGGAACCAGUCUCAUCAUUCCCCUGUAGGGAGAAACUAGUCUGACCAUGCCUUUGUCGGGAGGAAUCAUUCUGAUGAAACCCCUGUUGGGAGGAACCAGUCUGAUCAUGCCCUUGUUGGGAGGAACCAGUCUCAUCAUGCCUUUGUUGGGAGGAACCAGUCUGAUUAUGCCCCAGUUGAGAGGAACCAGUCUGAUCAUGUCCCUGUUGGGAGGAACCAGUCUCAUCAUACCCUUGUUGGGAGGAACCAGUCUGAUCAUGCAUUAUAAACACAAUUUACACCAUAACAAGUUCCUGCUGGAAACCUGUGAUAGAUUUCUUUGGAUAAAAUAAGAUGUGGAUCUGGAUCGCUGGUGGUUGAGUGUGCCAACUGCUGUUGUGGCUGCUGCUCAAGUGGCAGCAGUUUAAUUCAGCAACCUUAAGUCAGUAAUGAUACUUAUCUGACAUCCAAGAAUAUACCUCUGUUAAAAAAAGUCAGCCCUUCCCCUUACCCCUUUUUUUUAUUAGAAUUAAAAUUUCUUUGCAAAAAUAGAUACAAGUGCUUACAAAACCACAGUUCAACCUGUCUUGCAGUAUGGAUUACAGUACACUUCUUUUGGCAGGGGUGUAUUUUAAUGUCUGUAUAAGUUCAUUGAAUAAAUCUACACUGUUAUGGGCUGCAUCAGGAUUCUCAAAGAUUUGUAGGAAAUAUCUUCCUCUUAAUUGGAGAUAUCAGAACACAUCUAUCUGGAUCACUUGAAGCACAGUACAAAGAUGACAACUGAAAAACAGCAUCUAUAAUGUAUCAAGACCACAGUAUGUAGAUGAACUGUCUUAUCACCAAAUAGGAGGAAGUUUAACGUACAAAUUUCUGGGAAUAUGACCAUGCCCGCUCGCAGUGUAACUAAAUUCAGUAUUUGCAUGACUGACUGUAAUGCUGCUGGGAACUCUCCAUCACCAGUAGCUUACAUAUUAUAAAGCUAGUGGUGCCCAGCAUGAGGAAAAAACUGCAGAAAUCAGUUUACGAGCAAGUCACCAGUCUAUAGUUGUCUGCUGGUCCGUGACCUAGAUUGUCGUGUGCCUGCUACACCCAGUCUAAGGUCGUCGGCUAGUCUGUGACCUAGAUUGAUGUGUGCCUGUUACACCUGGUCUGUGGUUGUCUGCUGGCUGGUCCAUAACCUAGAUUGAGGUGUACCUGCUACACCCGCUACACCAGCCUCCUGUAGAAGGACCUCGGGUAUGCCUCGGCUAAUCUCACUUCUCAUUAAACGCUCAUUAAAAUGAAAA